This is a messenger RNA of Trichoderma virens Gv29-8, 2421 nucleotides long. RefSeq lists its product as uncharacterized. The annotation marks the transcript as partial. The transcript is spliced from 2 exons. NCBI's taxonomy places the organism in Eukaryota, Fungi, Ascomycota, Sordariomycetes, Hypocreales, Hypocreaceae. The record is from RefSeq and is a predicted model, not a curated record.
UCGCGGAGGGCGUCGCCGCCGUCGCCAUCCUACAUGACGAAGGACGAGUUCGCAAGCUACCUCGCAAACCUUCGAAGCAAGCCCGUGGUGAGGCCCGGUGGUGCCAGGCCGCCGCCUCCCAGCAACCGUCCGCAGGUAAACCGAAACAGUCUCAGUAACAUUAGCUACGAUGCGUCGACGACAUCACAAGAUACCGCCCAUCAUCUUGGCCACCAGCGAUCUCAGUCGCACACGCCCAGCCUCAUUGCCGGAAGUAUGGCAUCGACUCGCCUUUCCACCAUUAGCUCCCGAAGCCGCGACUACUAUCCCACCAGCCCAACACCGCCUCCGGUGAAGCCCGAUACCGUUGUGCCUACGGCUAGCUAUAUGGAGCGAGGCCGGCGAUGGAUGGAAAGAGAGGAGGCAUCAUCUCUGCGAGAUGCUAUGGAAGAAAUGGAUCUCCGGGAGAGCAGAAAGGUUUCUCCUGAUGCGGAUCCUGCUGUCGAAGACGACGAGACUCGCAUUUACAACGCUGCUCUCAACGAAGCCGCUGAGCUUGUAUGGGAACACCAGCAUGGAGUCAAACCCCGGCCACCCGAGGGUGCAUACCGGUACCGACCGCACCUUAGAAAGGACAGCUACGCACAUGCCCGGGCAGCUACUGUGGGGAAGGGAGAAGAGUCAAUCGGCACGAACAAAUUGAAUAGGAACUCAUACUCGACUAGUUCGUCGGAAGAAGAAAACGGCUCUCGACAAACCGGAUCCCCCGAAUCAAAGGCACGUGCCGACGAGUCACCAGCGAACAAGGCAAAGUCGUAUGGAAAUGUCGGCGGGCGGUUCACGGGCGGUCGACGCAGCAGCAUGAAGAGGAAUAUCAGUGGAGAAGUCGAACGGCCCUUCUCUGGCGAUCAGAUAUGGGAAGAGCCCGAAGCCCAGUCGGGCGAGGGACCCACGACAACGACCCCUCCCAGCGGUGAUUCGCCCGUUUCACUGAAUCCCAAGCCGUCCAAUGCUAUCGGUCGUGUCCCCUUCCCGCGCAAUCAAGGAGAGACAAGCCCAACCAAGCGAUUGGAUCGGAUAGAAAUUCACAGGAACCCUCCGACUCGAUCCCGCAACGCCCAAUAUCAAGUCAAUACUCCCGUUUCCAACAGUCAGCAGCCCCCCGAUGGGCAGCAUCUGAAUGGAGUCGAGAUUCGCAGUCAGGAUAUCCGUGAAGCUACUAGCAUGAGGCUGAAAGACCGCAGUUCUAAACUCCCGGAACCUACUGCAGUCAGCGACAGCCCUGGAAGGCCCAUUGUAAGCUUCGAUACGAACUGGAAAGCCCCGGAGGAGUCCUCGUCCACUGAUGCCAGCUCAGGCCGACCAGACCCGACAACCCCAGCAUCAAACCGCUACCGGUCCCAGUCCCAAACUCAAUCCCAGCCCCAAACACCAUCACGGCCUAUGGAGAUCCCUAGCAUUGUUGUGGCGGAAGACCCUUCGCCGAGGCCACGGGCGCAGACGAGUGCGAGUGUGCCGUCCAUCUCGAUAGCGGAACCGGACGAAGCCCCAAAGAGGCCGACGCCCGCAAUCAACGUCCCGUCCAUUUCAGUCGAUGAAGCGCCGGGUCGCCGCAGCAUUCCCAGCAUUUCAACCCCGAGGGACUCGCCUGUGAGAGGCUCGGUGAGAGGCUCGCGUCCCCUCCCAACACCAGGGGCUCGGCCUCAGGGCACGCGCGAUCUACCGCAACCUCGAGGCCACUGGUCACCAGCCCCAAGUGCUGUUAGGCCAGCAGGAACGGUCUGUAACCAAUGCGAGCGUCCCAUUGAGGGAAAGUUUGUGGCACUGGCCGGGUCCCCUGAGCGCUUCCACCCUCACUGUUUCCGCUGCUACACUUGCGGCACCAGACUUGAAGCCAUGGAGAUCAGUCCAGAACCAGAAGCAUCACGGGCUGAGCGUCUAGAGAGGAUUCGGCGCCGCGCAGCGGGUGAGAUAUUGGAUGAGAAACCCGGCAUGACUAUGGCGGAAGAUGGAGACGAGCGCCUCCGCUUCUAUUGCCAUCUCGACUGGCACGAACUCUUUGCUCCACGCUGCAAGCACUGCACGACUCCCAUCCUUGGGGAGCAUAUUGUCGCUCUUGGGGCGCACUGGCAUUACGGACAUUUUUUCUGUGCCGAGUGUGGCGAUCCGUUUGAGCAUGGCAUGACGCACAUUGAGAAGGACGGCUACGCUUGGUGCAUCAACUGCCAGACAAAGCGAACAGAACGGCGUGCGCCCAAGUGCAAGAUGUGCAAGACAGCCGUCAUCGGCCAAUAUAUCAAGGCGCUGGGGGGCGAGUGGCACGAGCACUGCUUCCGCUGCCAUGAGUGCAAGGGAGGGUUCGACGAUGGGCAGAUUUUCCCCAAAGAGACUGCGACAGGCGCAAUUAUACUCUGCACCAAAUGCCGGUCCAGGGAACUCAAA